Haliotis rufescens (red abalone) is the source of this 4042-nucleotide messenger RNA. RefSeq names its product glutamate receptor ionotropic, kainate 2-like. Gene Ontology annotation, cellular component: membrane. The transcript has 19 exons. Lineage: Eukaryota; Metazoa; Mollusca; Gastropoda; Lepetellida; Haliotidae. The record is from RefSeq and is a predicted model, not a curated record. Gene Ontology annotation, molecular function: glutamate-gated receptor activity. Bases 180 to 2735 code for a protein of 851 amino acids.
CCAGCGAGUAACGCGGAUCUGACGACGGGUUCGGGAGGAAUAAGUAUUUAUUUCAGGUCAGUGCUGUCAGUUCCAACUGGUCAUAUGUCAGGGGGGAGUGGCCUCUCGAUUAGGGACGAGAAGUAGUUGCAACGCAUCUUGUGUUUCUCGGAUCUCCUAUAGGAAGAUCCGAAGUAACAAUGGGUCGUCAUUCCACAGCUCUCCUUGCUGCUGGUCUCGUGGCUCUCGUGAAUGUCACUGCGGGAUUUCAGUUUAUGAUUAAUGCAAGUGUGAUGGGGUAUCCCGCCUCCACGGACGUCGAGCUGUACCGGGAGAUAGCUGACAUACUACUCAGGGAGGAGAACCCACGCCCUAAUAAGCACAACUACUGCGCCAUACACUUCGGCAAGGUCACCUUCGACACUACCAACGGCAGCACCAUGUACCGCAGUCUGACAGCAGCCAGGAGAAACUUUCAAAACCACUACGUCGCCGUUGCCAUCGGUCCCUACAUUGACGUCUUUACCUCCACCAAUUACGUCAUUCUGAACCAGCGCCACAUGCUGACAUCAUCAGCUGGUCAGAAAACAGACCUUCUCGACCCUGAAAUGAUUCUGUCAAUACUUCCGGAACGGCACAAUUUGUCCGAGGCCGUGUCCAAGAUAGUGGAGAAACUCGGCUGGAAGUAUGUGGCUCUGCUGUCUCAGGAUGACUUUUCCACGGUGCUGAACCUAGGCACCCAUAAUAUCCAGGUGUCUCCGAUCCGGCUCCCGUCUCGGAUCGACUCGGAUGAGGAUGUGGAUCUGGUCCGGAACUUGAUGGAGCUGAGAGCCUCACAGAAGAAGCGCUUCAUCCUGCACUCCACGAAGCGCGACACUGUCAUGCAUGUGAUGAGAGCUGCGAAACGACUCCAUCUGCUGCACCACACGAUACAGUGGCUGGUGGACUACCCGGAUUUUGAAGACAUCGUGAACGAAGACGACGAGUCGUGGCCUGGAAGUAUAUUCGGACUGCAGCUCUUGAGAGCCGAUAAGAUUCCAACAAAUAUUUCACAUGUUGCAGACCAGCGCAACAUGACGAGGUUGGAGGUGGCGCUGGCUGUCGAUGUCGUCGGUCUGCUACGUCACGUCCUGUAUACUAGAGCCAGGAACUGCAGUCAGGAACCUGUCCGGAACGACGUCAUGGCUGCCGGGGAGUUCAGCGAUACACUGGCAAGGGCAUCACCCUAUCAGGGAGCCCUGGGGCAGUACAUGUGGUACAUCAACGACCGCAGCAACUACUCCAUCGAUGUCCUGCACUACGAACAAACUCUCAAGAAGGUUGGCCAGUGUACCUUCAUCAAUGAGACGUCUACAGUGAAUCUCUUUGACAACUUUACCAUGACUGAGCCCGGUUCCAAAAGUAAGACUCACGCUCGGGUUGAGAAGCUCCGAGUCGUGGCGCGUUUACUCGAACCCUUCGUCAUGAAAAAUUCAUCGGGCGAUUUUGAAGGUUUCAACGUGGAUCUGUUGUACCUCAUUGCUCAGAAAGUGAACUUCACGUAUGAGAUAAUUGAAGUGACGGACACGGUGUCGGACGGGGAGAUGAUCAACGGCAUGGUGCAGGAACUACUUACUGGGAACGCAUCAAUGGCCGUAGGCGCCCUGGAAGUAACGGCGAAGAUGGAGGAGGACAUAUCUUUCUCGUACACUAUACUGUCAACAAAAGCAAGCAUCCUCGUGAAGAAAGGCGAAAGCACCAGAAAUUUCUUUCAGUUUCUUGGACCAUUUUCUAUAGGUUUAUGGUUCAUGAUCCUUGGGUUUAUCAUGGUGGCAGGGACUGCCCUGUACACUAUGAGCCGGUUCGACUACACCCAGGAGAACAGCGAGCAGAGGUUCGACCUCAAGGAGAGUCUGUGGUAUUCCAUUAACGUCCUGCUGCAGGGCACCACAGAGUAUUCCCCCCAGACGACGUCGAUGAGGACCAUCAUCGCCUUCUUCUGGUUCUGCGUCCUCAUCAUCGACGCCGCCUACACCGCCAACCUAGCCGCCUACCUCACUCUACAACAGAUAGAUGACAGGGUCAGGACAGUUUACGACCUGGCCGGACAGACAGAGAUGUUGUACGGCGUUGAGAAUAACAGCAAUCUGAUGACCUUCUUCAAAGACGCCACCGUGGACCCGUAUGAGCGAAUGUGGGCUUUCAUGAAGCUGAAAGAAGAACAAACCAUGUUGUCGAACACCACUAAGAUCAUAGAGCUGGUUAAGGAUGGGAAGUACGCCUUCAUCGCAGACAGGGUUGUCAACGACUACCACGCCUUGCAACACUGCGGACUAGAAUCUAUUGAGCAGAACUUUGGUCAGAAAGACUUCAGCCUGGGCUUUCCACGCGGGGCUCCUUACAAGGACGAUGUCAACAGAGCGCUGCUCUCUCUGAAGGAGGAAGGGAAACUAGACACCCUCACAAAGAAGUGGUGGAAGUCCCGCACCAACUGUACUGGAGACUCGAAGACGCGGUCAAUCAAGGACAAGACCACCAAGGAAUUGGAGCUGACCAACAUGUUCGGCGUCUUCAUCGUCCUCGGCUCCUUCGUCGUCUUGUCGGUCAUCGUGGAGAUUAUAGAGAGGAUCACAAUAUGUGUAGAAGGCAAGAAGAAGCAGAAGAAGGAAAAGGAAGAAGUAAAGGAAAAGCCCAAACCAUUGAGCGAAGGAUUCCAGCCUCCAGCAAUUACAGAAGGAUCCGAGAAGAAAGAGAAAUCACUCUUUGCUGAUUACUGAAACAAAGACGCAAACCAUUAUGCAGGCAACGUGGAGGCACAGGCACCAUCAAUAAAUCCAAAGAGUUGAUUCUGGCAAUCUUCAAGACUUUAAUUUAACAUGCUACAUGCUGACACGGAGCUUAACGGUAAACUCACGCAAUCAAACAGUGAACAGCCAGUCUGCCCUUUGACGCCGCGUUACCAUCAUCAUUGCACAUUCCAUGGACCAUGGGCUAAUUUGCAAGAAUAUUAGAUACCGAUUGUGCUCAGACAGGUUCGAAGACGAGACGUCAAUUCCAUAAAAGGUUCACAAAAUGGGUAUCAUAAUCGUACGGAUCACAUACAACAUGCAAUAUGAGCGAUUUUUGGCAAGGGCAAUCAAUGUAUAUUGUUGUGUCCAGUGAAAAUCGGUGUACAAUGAAUAUCAAGAUUGUCUGGAUUUUGUCUUAACUAUGUCGCCAUGGUUACCUGGAAGUUUUCUGCCUACUUCAGAAAGGUUAUGAAAGGUUAUGACCUAGUCAUUUGGAAAUAGGAUUCUGAUGACAAGGUAUCGCAGGUGGCGUAUCUAAGUGAUGCAUUGGUCGUAAAUUACUGUUGUGGAAGUGCCUUUGAUAUUCCCUUGCGUCAGUGCUUGUCUUCAAUGGGCCACAGAGUAAUCAAAAUACAAUUUUACACACUAUUCCACUUUAAAGGGCUCACAUUCAUGUUUCCUGCUCGCGGGCUCAACCAAAUUGUAAAUAUUUUUGAAUUGUGUAUCUCUUUGGCUUCCCUCCCACGAUAAGCAUGACCCUUGCCGUCACACUGUUAAAAGCGGCGUUAAACGAAUAUCACUCACACACUGUUAUACAGUUUGAAGAUGAAGUUGCAAUGUCAUUAAUUCUUUAAGAGAUUCAGUGAAUUUGAGUUUUUACGUAUAUUUGUUGUCCACCUCUGUGUUGGUGUAUACAAGAUGGUACGUCCUAUUUCUGAUAAUUUACGUGUUGUCCAGUUUGUAUUCAAGGUUCCCACUACCUCAUGCUUAUCAGGGCGUGUGUAGAUCGGGCGGUGUCAACGUGUUACCUGUUCUAUUUCGUGUCACCACGUUGCGGGUCGUGUCUCCUGCUGUCAAUCUUUAGACUGUUUUUUUACAGGUUGCUGUGAUGUAGCUGCAAUGAUGCUGCUUGCGCCGUAAAACAAUAUCCGCUUAAUGUGAAUGUCAGUGCGCAGAAAUUGUUGAGUGAAGUUUAAUUUUGCAUGUAUGUUUUAUUGCUUCUGCGCCAAACAAUUGAAUUUCUAAAUAUAUCUUUACAAUUUGUGAAAAUAAAUGUAUUAAAAGUCUACACAAGU